GAAAAUCUUUACAAAAGAAAAAUAUUUUAGUUUCCUAAAUCCUACAUGAAGCUCGUGGUUUCCUAAUAUUUUGUGGCUUUCCCGAGAUUUCCUGUGCAGAAGAAACUUCAUUUUCUCGCAAUAUGUCAUUGAACCGUAAUAAAUAUGAAAAAGCUCGGAGACGUUUAGCAGCCGUGACGUUUUUGUCGAACAUUUCUUUAGAUGGCUCUUUUAAAGACACUGAAUUGCGGAAUAUCUUGAAUAAUUCAAAGAGUGAGAAAUGUGACGGCGGAACCAAAGCUAAAGAUGCUCAAAAUAAUUAUGGGGAUAACAAUCGCAAUCGCACUAAAUUAACAAAUCCAAGCCCUGUGCCCAAAAUCAAUGGUGAUAACAAUUCUCUAAGCUCCGACUCUGAGCAGCCUAAUCACACUCCUAUAAAAGGAACGAACAGCCAAUAUAGGGAAAGGUGCUCAUCUGGUAAUACUGACUUAGUAAGGGAUAAACAUUCAUCAGUGAAAGUAAGAAAAAUACCAGGAAUCGCACAGGAAGAAAAAAGUAGUUCUGAAAGUCUUAAUUUUGGUCGUUUUAGAACCAGCAGCAUUGUAAUUUCAGAGAAACAUAACUAUUUGAAGGAGUUUAGAGUAAUUAAAGCUACUAAAGGUGUUUCAUUUAAAGAUGAAAGGCUUGCAUUUACGCCAUUUCAAGGAGUACCAUGUGUUUUAUUCAGUAUUAUACCAUAUUCAAAGACUACAAAGACUAACCGCUCUGACUUAAGAAAAGAUGGUGUGCGCAGGCGCAAUACAUCAGGUCCUCGUCCAUUGUCUGCAAUCACUGACAAUGGCAUAGAUCCAUUUGAUCUACUGGGACUAGAAAAAGAAGAAAACGGUCAAGACAUUUCAUACUCUAAACUGUUGGUACCUUCGAGAGUGUUCACAAGGGAACAAUAUAGAAAAAUGUAUGAAGGUGACUAUGCAGACAAAGCAACUUGGAAAAUAUUAAACCGUCAUCCUCACGUUAUUGCCAGGACAAAAUUAUUGACGAGGCACACGGAUAAAAAAUGGUGCUUCUCGUAUGAAUCAUCGCAAAGGACGACUACUGCAUCGUCGCCGCCGCAUUCCUCGAUUGAAACUAAAACGUUCGACUGGGACGAAGGAGCUAUACUGGCGCAGAAAUAUGUCCACUACUGUCCAAAUGUUCUGGAUGACCCUGAGCUGAUAGCCGGUAAGCACAGGACCCUGCUGACUUUCACCUCCUACAUGACGUCUAUCAUAGACUACGUGAGGCCUCAAGAUCUCAAGAAAGAGCUUAACGAUAAAUUCCGAGAGAAGUUCCCUCAUAUUAAGUUGACUCUGAGUAAACUGAGGAGCAUCAAAAAGGAAAUGCGCAAAAUAGCGAAGUAUGACAACGGUGGGAUCGACCUGCUGUCGGUGGCGCAGGCUUACGUGUACUUCGAGAAACUCAUCCUCGCCAACCUCAUCAACAAAGAUAACAGGAAACUAUGCGCCGGCGCCUGCCUCCUGCUCUCCGCCAAACUUAACGAUGUCAAGGGAGAAAUGCUCAAAGCUCUUCUAGAGCGCAUCGAGACAACAUUCCGUCUGAACAGGAAGGACCUGAUAAAGUUCGAGUUCGCCGUCCUCGUCGCGCUGGAGUUCGGUCUGCACGUGCCGCCGUACGAGGUGUUCCCGCACUACCAGCGGCUGCUCCACGACUCGUGACGCCGCCGACUCGCCGACAGCCGUCGACACGACCACACCCGCCGACACGACCACACUCGCCGACACGAGGUGCGCCGGCUCGCCGACCCCCCCGCCCGCCGGCGCGCCAGCAUCGUAGACAACCUGCGGCCGACGGCGUGGAUGUAAGGUAUUAUGUGACGGAUAAGGAGAAGUUCAACGAGUCGAGGCGAGCAUAUUCCACUCGUAUGCAGCCUAAGACCGCGGGCAGCAGUGGAGUAAACUGAACUU
Messenger RNA from Aricia agestis (brown argus), 1943 nucleotides. RefSeq names its product CDK5 and ABL1 enzyme substrate 2. The record is from RefSeq and is a predicted model, not a curated record. Gene Ontology annotation, biological process: regulation of cell cycle. NCBI's taxonomy places the organism in Eukaryota, Metazoa, Arthropoda, Insecta, Lepidoptera, Lycaenidae. The transcript has 9 exons. The coding region runs from base 123 to 1694 and encodes 523 amino acids.